UUUCACGUGUAUUUGAAAAUGAGCGCAAAGGAUCCAGAAACAUAUAUUUGUUGUCAAAUGUCGACGAUAUCGGUUGAUUUAUUUGUAUCCAGUUUAUGCACUGUUAUUCUACAGUCAUAUGUAGAACCCACUAGGUGUUCUCGGAUUUCCGUUUGAUUUGAAGCUAGCAGGUCAUGGAACGAUAUGACAGCAGUGUUAUGGUAAAAGAUAGUCAUCUAAAACCAUCUUUAGUCGGCAUAAAAAACAUUGAAAAUGAAAAAAGUGCGAAUUCGUCUACAGUUCCUUCUGUGCCAACCGGUGAUAAUCUCUCGUACCACAGCAUUGAAUGUGGUGAUAAUAUUUUCUGCGCAAAGAAAACAUUCCCAAAUAAGAAGCCUUUCAUGAUGCCUAAUGAACUGUACAUCAGUCUUAACUCCGAUUCCUCUCAGGCCUCUAAAAUGUGUUCCAAGAACGAAAAAUUAGAUUUCUUUUCUUUCGGUUACCAUUCCACACCCGCAAGUCCAGAGGAAACUGAGAAGUUACGGGGAAGACAAUUAAAAAACGUUGUAUCCUCCUUCCAUAGUCCCAUCAUUGAGAAAAAAAUGCCUUUUAGUUACUCCACUAGUUUUGUUAGAACUUCGAGGAGCGAAGACCACCUUCAGAAAUCUUCUUUAGCUACUGUAAAUAUUGAUAUAGAAGACGAAUUAGCUUCAUCACUAGAUACUUUGCUAGACACUAAAGCAGACGAGGUGUACAAUGAAAUUGGAAAUGAUGAGUAUUUUGGCAGUUCAUGUCCGGGUGUUUGUUCCAGAUCUAGAAGUCCUGAUGAAAUCCAAAACUCGUCCAAAAGUGACUUAUCACAAAGUUCUAGUGAAACAGCUUCGCCUUUAAAAAUUAGUGUUAAACUGACGGAUGCCCAAGAUACGAAGCCUUCUCAUUCAGAUCCUCUUAGUGAAUCUUCCGGUUCUGAAAUCAUUCCUUCAGACUCUUCAACCACCAUUCGAAGAGACAGCGAAGGUAGUGGAGAUUUUGAAUGCACUAGCGAACAAAUUUCUGCCAUUAGCAGCCUUGAUGAUGCUACUGAUUUGUCCAGAGGCACAGACUCGGACCUGGGCUCUCCUGAUGGCAGUUUUUCUCCUGGUUCCGAAAUAAAUUUAGAUGAUGACUGGAUGAUGGACUUUGAUAAGAAAGAGAAUGUCACAGAUAUUUUCCAAGAUAUAACCAAUAAAAGUAAGAUUCUGAAUAAGACUAUUAAACAAGUGCCACCUAACAUCGAACUGAAUUUUGAACCUUGCGUGCCCGAUACUUAUAAACCACAGAUUACCUUACAAACUUUGACCGCUGAUAAAUCACCUACUUCUCGCAGCAGCUCUCUAUCUGUGCCGAAACCAGUUGAAGAUAAGGUAGAUUUAAGUGCAGAAAGUCCUACAUCACAGUGUUCUGAAGAUACUUUUGCUGAUGUGUCUUAUCACGAGCUAACAGAAAGUUAUGAUGAAGAAUCAGCGGCUACAGAAUCAGAAGAAAUAGAGACACCACCACAGAGAAGCGAGUCACCGCCGACAGAUGAUGAAUCUGAUAUAGAAAGUUUACAUAGUUUUCGAUACAGUCCAAAAGCGGUGGAUAUGCCUUCUGCCAUCCGUUUGGCAAAGCGGCUUUAUACUUUAGAUGGUUUUAAAAAGACCGACGUGUCCAGGCAUUUAUCUAAGAACAAUGAAUUUAGCAGAGCAGUAGCUGAAGAAUAUUUAAAAUUCUUCGAUUUUACUGGAGAUAGUUUAGAUGUUGCCCUUAGGAAAUUUUUGAGCCAGUUCUGCCUUGUAGGAGAAACGCAAGAAAGAGAAAGAGUUUUAGUGCAUUUCUCUAAGCGUUACCUUGAUUCCAAUCCAAAUAUAUUUAAGUCUCAAGAUGCUGUUCAUACACUAACCUGUGCCCUUAUGCUUUUAAAUUCAGAUUUGCAUGGAGAGAAUUUGAGGCGUAAAAUGGUAUGUGGUGAAUUCAUUGAAAAUUUGGCUGAACUAAAUGAUGGUGAGAAUUUUCCAAGAGAUGUUUUAAAAGCUUUAUACCAUUCUAUUAAAUCUCAUCCUCUUGAAUGGGCUAGAGAUCAAGAAGAAGAGAAAAAGAAUGCAUCUAAAGAAAAGAAUUCUUCCAAUGAUUACAGACAGAGCUUUAUUGGCCAUAAUCCAUUUUUAGAGGUUCCUAACCCUAAUUGUGCUACAGAGUAUAAAAAGGGGUAUGUUAUGCGUAAAUGUUGUGUGGAUCCAAGUGGGAAGAAGACACCUCUGGGUCGCAGAAGUUGGAAAAUGCUGUAUGCAACAUUGCGAGAUUUAGUGUUAUAUCUACACAAGGAUGAACAUGGAUUUAAGAAAAAUCAACUGUAUGAUAGUUUGCAUAAUUCUAUUAGAAUUCAUCAUGCUUUUGCUGAAAAGGCAACUGAUUACACAAAGAAGCAGUAUGUUUUUAGGUUACAUACUGCAGACCAUGCAGUGUAUUUAUUUCAAACAAGUGAUUCAAAGGAACUGGAAAGCUGGGUGGACACUAUAAAUCUUGUGGCAGCUAGUUUAUCAUCCCCUCCUUUGCCAAGUGGAGUGGGAUGCCAGCGAAAAUUCCAGAGGCCUUUAUUACCUGUCAGCCAUACAAAACUGAACUUGAGAGAACAGCUUCAAGAUCAUGAAACAAGAAUUGUUUGGUUGGAAAAAGAAUAUGAAGAAUUGUUAACGAAAACACCAGAAAAAGGUUCCAAAUCUCGAUAUGCACAAGAGUAUGCUGAAAAAGAAGCACAUCUUCAAAAUGAAUUAACAAGGUAUCGUACCUAUGCAUAUUUAUUACGGACUCGAAUGGCACAGUAUCCAGAACUUGAAACUCCAUUGGUUCAGACAAGCAUAGGUGAAUUAGAAGAACCUGUUGAGAAAGCCAAAACAGAAAACAGUCCUGGGAAUUCUCCAGCUAAGAAAAGUGUAAAUGCUACAAAGUCUGCAGAAUGUGGUACUUUACAAAAUAAAACUAGCCCGAAAAUUUUAAAAAGCUGUGAUUGAUUGAUGAAGUACAAUUAUUACUGUCUAAGAUGUUACUGUUUUCUAGAAAUAAUUUCUUGAUGGCAGCAUUUUAUGUGCCUAACAAUGAAAUGCUAAACUAUGAUUUUGGAGCAGCAUUUGUAUAUUUUCUAUUUCAUUGUAAAUCAGAACCAUUGACUAUAUCCUUAGCUGCUUUGGUCUUAUUCUGAAACUUGGUGCUCAAUGAUGAUAGCUUAUCAUUGUACAGAUUUUAUCAUAAAGACUAUCGAAUCUCAUAGAUUUUAAGGUGCCAACAUUCUGCGCAGUAAACGCAGUUUCUGAUGUUCCAUCAUUUCCUAUAUUAGGUAAAGUGGCAUGUCACUAGGUUUAUCUGUAAUGUAUGCUUUAAUUCUGUAAGAUAAAAUGUAAUUAUCAAUAUUUUUGCAUUCGACUUCACUUAUCAGUGUUAGGCCGAUUUAUUCUUGCAAUAUUUUUCUCAUGUUCACUGCCUUCUUUUUAUUUUGAAACUAAUGUUCACAUUAUUUCUUAGAUUCUUUUUUUAUAUGAUUUUGCUACCUUGAUUUAAAAUAAAAAUUUUCCCAGAAAAAAUCUGCCAUCUAUAUUAAAAAAAGAAAUAGAUAUUUUAUAACCCAAGUUGGAGUUUAAUUUGUAUGUUUUAAUUCAUUAGGUAAUAAAGCCAAUUUAUUUCCAUGAAAAUAUCCAAAAAAAGACUGAAAUUUUGUGAAAUUUUUUAAUCGUUAUUUGUUACAUGUUAGAAGACAUUUCAGAAAUUUAUAAAAUUCUUCAUCUAUUCACAUCCUAUUCUAAGCUCCAAAUAUUAAAUUAUAUUAAAGUUUGUGGCACAUUUGUUUAAUAAAAUUCAUAUGUUAAAUGGAAAUAUCUUACGAUACUUGUGAUGCAUUCAAUAUAUUAUAAAUCAUGCAUCAGUCUAAAUGAAGUGCCUAGUCAUGCCUCAAAUGGUAAUCAUUCUUACACAGUCACCACUCUUAUUUCUAUUCAGAAAGUAUUUUGUAAUAAUUUCAUAAGACUCUUUAUGAGUUUUAUUGAUUAAUUAUAAAACUGUAAUUUUAUUUUUGUGUAGAAAUUUCUUUUUUUAAAAUCGUUAUAAAUUUAUUAAUUUAUGAAUUAAGGUCUGUAGAAGCCUUUUGUGAACAUCCUGUGUUGGUUUACUUGUGACUAUCAUUUAUAUCAUUUUUUCAUUUUGUAAAAUAUCAGCAACAUAAUUAUAAAUGGGAUUAGAUUUGUUAGAUAGAUUUUAUGUUAACUUCUCAAAGGAAAUUCCUGCAUGAAAAUAUAUUUUCAAAACUCUUAAGAAAAGUUGAAUCUUGAGUAAAAGAUGCAAUAAAAUUCGUCAGCAAAUGAAUAUGCCUUAGUUUUUGAAAAGGGAAAAAGAUUUGAUGGUAAAGAUAAAGAUUUGAUUUAAAGUACAUAAAAUUGGGACAUUUAUAUGUAAUGGUAGUUUUUGAUGCUAACUUUCUUUCACUAUUUUUUUUUAAACUUUGAUGUUCAUUUUAAUCUAACUAAAAAUUAUUAAUUGGCAUAUCUUUCUCGAGCAGGUUUUAAUUUAUUAUCAAAAAAAAAAAAAAAAAAAA
Messenger RNA from Stegodyphus dumicola, 4579 nucleotides. RefSeq lists its product as uncharacterized. Gene Ontology annotation, biological process: regulation of ARF protein signal transduction. NCBI's taxonomy places the organism in Eukaryota, Metazoa, Arthropoda, Arachnida, Araneae, Eresidae. The record is from RefSeq and is a predicted model, not a curated record. Gene Ontology annotation, molecular function: phospholipid binding; protein binding; guanyl-nucleotide exchange factor activity.